Molecule: messenger RNA, 462 nt
Organism: Dovyalis caffra
Lineage: Eukaryota; Viridiplantae; Streptophyta; Magnoliopsida; Malpighiales; Salicaceae
Source: the annotation of a GenBank genome assembly
AUGUGUGAGGGGAAUGUAGGGAGUGUUGGUUCAAGUGAGGAUAAUGAUAAUAGAGAUUCGGUUGAGGAGAAUGUAAAGAGUGGUGGUUCAGCCAAAGGUGUUGGUGUUAUACAUGAGGGGAGGUUGAAUAAGACAUCUAGUCAUGAUCGAAAUGUUGAGAGGAUUAAAGAUGAAGAGAUAUUUAAGAAGGGUAUUGGUCAAGUGGUUAUGAUGCUAAUUUGGAUGGAAAAUAUGGUGGUUGUUCAACCGAGUGGCUUACAUAGAGAUGCUCUUACUAGUUCAAUUAUUGUUCGUGAUGGCUUACAUAGAGAUGUUUCUACUAGUUCAACAGUUGUUUUCGAUGGCUUACAUGGAGAUGUUUCUACAAGUGUGGGUGGUUCUAGUGUUGAUUUAGAUAGAGAAUAUGAUGAUAAUCUUGGAGGAGUCUCAAAUAGGGGUAAUAUUGGUGUUGGAAUUGAGUAA